AUGGAAAAGUAUGAGAAGAUUGGAAAGAUUGGAGAGGGCUCAUAUGGAGUUGUAUUCAAAUGCAGAAACAAAGACACAGGCCAGAUAGUGGCCAUCAAGAAGUUUGUGGAAUCUGAGGAUGACCCUAUCAUUAAGAAAAUCGCCCUCCGGGAAAUCCGUAUGCUUAAGCAACUAAAGCACAGUAACCUGGUUAACCUAAUCGAGGUGUUUCGCCGCAAGCGCAAGCUGCACCUGGUGUUUGAGUACUGUGACCACACUGUCCUCAAUGAGCUGGACCGCUACCCACAUGGAGUUCCUGAGCACCUGGUGAAAAGCAUCACCUGGCAAACACUCCAGGCUGUCAACUUCUGCCAUAAACAAAAUUGUAUCCACAGAGAUGUAAAGCCAGAGAACAUCCUCAUCACCAAACAGCAGGUCAUCAAGCUAUGUGACUUCGGCUUUGCACGGAUCCUCACGGGACCCUGUGACUACUACACGGACUACGUGGCGACCCGGUGGUACCGGGCCCCAGAACUGCUGGUGGGGGACACACAGUACGGCCCCCCAGUGGACGUGUGGGCGGUGGGCUGCGUCUUCGCCGAGCUGCUCUCCGGCUCCCCCCUCUGGCCGGGUAAAUCAGACGUGGACCAGCUCUACCUCAUCAGAAAAACACUGGGAGAUCUGAUCCCCAGGCACCAGCAGGUGUUCAGCAACAACCAGUUCUUCAGUGGAGUAUCUGUCCCUGAACCAUUAGAGAUGGAGACUCUGGAGCAGAAAUACCCUAACCUCUCUUACCAAGCACUCAGUCUUAUGAGGGGUUGCCUGCGGAUGGAUCCAUCCGAGCGUCUGACGUGCGAGCAGCUACUUGAGCACCCCUACUUCGACAGCCUGCGCGAGGAGAGCGAGAGCGUGGCACGGGAACUCAACCGGGCCACCAAGAGACGCUCGCGACAACCCCGCACCAAACACCUGCCUCCUGGGUAUCUGCCUCAGCUAACCAGCAGUAGCAUCUUCCCUGCCCUGGACAACAGGAACAACAAAUACUACAACUUGCGCAAAUUCAACUACCACUUCCCCAACAUCUAACGCACACAUGCAUACCUUCUCCCACACAAAACGCAGAACACACCAGCACACCUACUCAGGGACUAGCCAAUGCUAUGGAGACCCCUCACUCUCACAACCUGCAGAAGAUGGUCCAAUCAGCAUGUCGGGCAGCAGAGGGGAAAGUGGCCGGCGCAGGAGUAUCCCUUCCUGUGAGAGGUUUACUUUGGUGUGGAAAAAGAAACACGGCAAACACGGUGAAACUAAGCUACCAAAAAAAAACUCUUUUCAGUCUCACUAAUACUCUUGCAAGCCAGAUUGCUAGGUUUUUAUAUCUCCUUUAUUUGGACCUGUUGUUGCCCAGGAACAGCAGUUGCGAACCUCUGCUGGACAAAAUACCAUUGACAAUGUUGAAAGGACACUCUCCAGCAGUCAUUUUAAGCAGAAGCAAGCUGGAACCCAUUAGCUGAUCAGUACCCAAGUUUUGGGUUCCUCUCUGGAGUGGUGACAUAGGCUCUAACCAAUAAGAGCAAGAGCAGGUAAUUUUAGACCCGCCGUGGCUGGGUCCAAAAAGCAUCAUCUAGGUCUAGGAAGAGACAGGCCUGACAUUCCUCAUUUCCUCAAGUGCAGUUUGAAUCUAAAGCCAUGUUUGAAAAGCUGGUGUUUCAAUAUUCCAACCACUUCAUGCAUCAUGUUCCUGUUUUACUUUUUUCUUUUCUUUGAGAAAUUGAAAUAAG
This is a messenger RNA of Sardina pilchardus (European sardine), 1760 nucleotides long. RefSeq names its product cyclin dependent kinase like 1 (CDC2 related kinase) (gene cdkl1). Gene Ontology annotation, biological process: protein phosphorylation. Gene Ontology annotation, cellular component: nucleus. Gene Ontology annotation, molecular function: ATP binding; protein serine/threonine kinase activity. The transcript has 9 exons. The coding region runs from base 1 to 1065 and encodes 354 amino acids. The record is from RefSeq and is a predicted model, not a curated record. Lineage: Eukaryota; Metazoa; Chordata; Actinopteri; Clupeiformes; Clupeidae.